Catharus ustulatus (Swainson's thrush) is the source of this 1344-nucleotide messenger RNA. RefSeq names its product pentatricopeptide repeat domain 2 (gene PTCD2). Gene Ontology annotation, cellular component: mitochondrion. Gene Ontology annotation, molecular function: protein binding; RNA binding. The record is from RefSeq and is a predicted model, not a curated record. Gene Ontology annotation, biological process: mitochondrion organization; multicellular organism development; regulation of mRNA processing. NCBI's taxonomy places the organism in Eukaryota, Metazoa, Chordata, Aves, Passeriformes, Turdidae.
GCUCCGGCUGCAGAGCACGGCGCGCCGGAGCACGGGGGCGGCCAUGGCGCCGAGGCCGGAGGAGGCGGGAGGCGGCGCGGGGACUGCGAGCGCCCCGCCCCGCGGGCCCGGCCGUGAGAUGGCGGCGGUGCUGGCGGGCCGCUCCGGGCGGGCGGUGUGGGAGGCGGCGCGGCGCUCGGCGGUCUGCCUGCCCGCCCCGAGCGGUUGGGGCUGCGCGCCCGCAGGGAAGCGGUAUCUGCUAACAGAAGAAGAUAUAAAGUUGCAGGAAUUUCAGCAGAUGAAAGUGGCAAUUAAAAAUGAGCUUCAUUGUAGUAAAGAUCAAUAUUUUAAAAAUAUUAAAGAAAAAUUAAAGAAAAAUGGAAUAAUUCUCAAAAAUGAAUUAAAAAAAUUGCUGCAUUUAUGUCAGACUUCAUCUGAUGUGGAACUAGCCAGAAAAGUUAUUUACAGGUACCAUGAACAGAAUGGAAUCACAGCCUUACAUAGUUUUAAAUUUGGGCCACUCUUUAUGAGACUGUGUUUUGAGCUAGACCUUGAAAGACCUGCAGUAGAGCUUAUUAAAGAUCAGAAUUUGCAUGGUUUUUUCUCAGACAGUACAUCAUUCCAUAUUUUGAUGACUAUCUUGUUUAAAAAGGGCCAUUUUGAAAGUGCUUUGGAAGUUCUGGUAGAAAUGAAAAAACAAGGUAUACCUUUCAACAAACAAACCUAUCUACUUGCAGUUGCAAUAUGCUAUAAACUGGGCAACCCAGAGUCUUCCAAAAUCUCUGCGAGACUGCUUGAAGAAGCACAGCUAAGAGGUGUCAUGGUACCACUGCGAGCAUAUUGCUUUGCAGUGGCAGCUGCUCUCAAGCAGAAUGAUGUAGCACAAGCCAAAUUUUAUUGUUCCCAGAUAAUGAGAACAGAGAACAAACUCUACAAUAAUCUUAAAGUCCUUGUCCAGCUCAGAUCUGGUUUACUAAAAGAAGUAAUAAAUACGUUAGAGGCAGCAGUGGAAGUAGAUACUCCUCCCUUUGUGAAAAGAACUGAGUUUUCUGAGCAGGUGCUGGCUACAGUCAGGGAAAAGAUGGAGGAGAACCCUGACCUUUCUGUCAAAUUAGGAGAUAUUUAUACGAAACUACAAGCUUCAGGACGGAUAACCACAUGCACACUGGAAGACAUGCUUUUCCAGAUUCCUAGUUCAAAGAAGACCACUGCAAAGCAUUUAAAUCAGAAACAAUUGGGCUAUCAGGGUGCUAAUCCAUUUUGGUCAAAUCUGUUGUUAGAAUAGUUCAGUCUUUGAUGCCAAACUGAACUGCUGAUAGCAUCUCUUAUAAUCCGGGUUCAAAUAAAAUAUCUUUCCCCUUUUUA